Molecule: messenger RNA, 1918 nt
Organism: Acipenser ruthenus (sterlet)
Lineage: Eukaryota; Metazoa; Chordata; Actinopteri; Acipenseriformes; Acipenseridae
Product: heterogeneous nuclear ribonucleoprotein L-like
Biological process (GO): mRNA processing; regulation of RNA splicing
Cellular component (GO): nucleus
Molecular function (GO): mRNA binding
Source: RefSeq, a predicted model, not a curated record
GUCUCACGGUGUGUCUCUGUCUCUCCAGGACGGAUUAUGAGGACCCUCACAAGACGCUACCCUCCCCGGUGGUGCAUGUGCGGGGGCUGGUCGACGGGGUGAUGGAGGCUGACCUGGUCGAGUCUAUGCAGGAGUUCGGACCCAUCAGCUACGUGGUGGUGAUGCCAAAGAAGAGGCAGGCCCUGGUGGAGUACGAGGAUCUGAACGGCGCCUGCAACGCUGUCAGCUACGCCACCGACAACCAGAUGUACAUCGCGGGGCACCCUGCCUUCGUGAACUACUCCACCAGCCAGAAGAUCUCGAGACCGGGGGACCCCGACGACUCCCGCAGUGUCAACAACGUGCUGCUGCUGACUGUCAUGAACCCCAUCUACCCCGUCACCACGGACGUCCUGUACACAAUCUGUAACCCCUGCGGGCCGGUGCAGAGGAUCGUUAUCUUCAGGAAGAACGGGGUGCAGGCCAUGGCAGAGUUCGACUCUGUGCAGAGCGCUCAGCGAGCCAAGGCUUCCCUCAAUGGAGCCGACAUCUACUCCGGCUGCUGCACCCUGAAGAUCGAGUAUGCCAAGCCCACCCGCCUCAAUGUGUUCAAGAAUGACCAGGACACCUGGGAUUACACCAACCCCAACCUCAGCGGACAAGUCGCGGACCUGAACGCCAAUCCCAAUAAGAGGCAGAGACAGCCGGCGUUGCUGGGUGAUCACCCUCCGGAAUACGGUGGUCCACAGGGGGGCUACCACGGCGGCCACUACCACGACGAGAGCUACGGGCCGCCCCCCCCUCCCCACUACGAGGGGGGGCGAAGGAUGGGGCCCCCCAUGGGAGGGCCGAGACGCGGGGGCCACAGCCAGCGGUACGGGGGUCCGCAGUACGGGCACCCCUCCCCCCCCCCGCCCCCUCCCCCAGAGUACAGCUCCCACGCAGACAGCCCCGUGCUGAUGGUGUACGGCCUGGAGCCGAGCAAGAUCAACGCGGACCGGGUCUUCAACGUGUUCUGUCUGUACGGCAACGUGGAGAGGGUGAAGUUCAUGAAAAGCAAGCCUGGUGCUGCCAUGGUGGAGAUGGGAGACGGGUUUGCAGUGGACCGGGCCAUCACUCACCUCAACAACAACUUCCUGUUUGGACAGAAGCUCAACGUGUGCGUGUCCAAGCAGCAGGCCAUCAUGCCCGGCCAGUCCUACGAGCUGGAGGACGGCAGCAGCAGCUUCAAGGAUUUCCACGGGACCCGAAACAACCGCUUCACCUCCCCAGAGCAGGCAGCCAAGAACCGCAUCCAGCACCCCAGCAACGUGCUGCACUUCUUCAACGCCCAGCCCGACGUGUCUGUGGAGAUCUUCAGCCAGAUCUGCGAGGACCUGGGAGUCAAGGGCCCGUCGUCUGUGAAACUGUUUUCAGGAAAGAGUGUGGGUCAGGGUGAGAGGAGCUCCUCCGGGCUGCUUGAGUGGGAGUCCAUCAAUGAUGCCAUGGAGGCUCUGGCCAUGCUGAACCACUUCCAGAUGAAGAACCCCAAUGGUCCGUAUCCCUACACCCUGAAACUGUGCUUCUCCACGGCCCAGAAUGCAAACUAACUUCACAGCGAACCCCCAAGCUGAGACGAGCCAGGAGACCCUGCAACCCCCCCCCAAAAAAAAUUGUUCCCAUUGACUACAAACUUGCCCCUGUCCUUCGCCCCCUUUUUAUGCCCGUGUUUGUAGAAAGGAUGUUUUCUUCAAGCAGUCUUGUGCUUGCUUUUCUUUUUUUGUUUCUGUUGCAUCAAAUAAAAUAAAGCACAUGAAAGUAUUCUGUUUUUAGAGAGAGGCAAAUACAACUUUUUGUACAAGUUUAUUUCUUUUUUUCUUAAAUGGUCUUGUUUUUGACAUUGCUAUGCUGCAUUACUUACCAGCACUAUAGUUCAAUUAAAAAUUGAUUAAAUAUAAAA